UGUAUAAUAAAAUGAAACACUUGACGUUAUUACGACAUUGCAAUCCCGGUUUACGCUAGAACUUCCGGUUAAUGACCGCGUUGGCCCAGGAUUUUCUUUUCUGGGAUUUUUUCUCUUUUUAUUUGAUUCACGAAAAUCAACUCCAAAUUAAUUCCUCGAAUUGUCCAUUUUGGUCAACUAGGAUCACAUUUGAAAUACAAAUAUGAGAUCUCGUUCAAGGAACAAGAAGAAGCAACAAAUGUCAUCUUCAAGAUCAGACGUGGACCUGGAUCCAGCAUCGGAUGAUGAUGAAUAUCAGAAAACCUUGAAAGCAAAGAUACCUGGGUAUGUGCCUCUUACACCUGACGAGAUUUUUGAUGCUUUCUACCGAAGGCCAACCGAUCCAUUAUUGAACCUUUUCAAGAGUAAAAAAAUUGAGAUACUUGAUGUAGAGACAAAACCUGGUGAUCUAUCUGAUGAACUGAGAACAGCCCUGGGCAUGCCAGUCGGUCCAAAUUCAGAGAAAGUUCGCCCGCCAUGGUUUAUUGCUAUGCAACGAUAUGGACCUCCUCCAUCCUACCAUUAGCUUCCUAGAAUUCUUUAUUCAUGAACAACAACAACAACAACAACACAAAUAAAUCUUUCACAAACUUUA
This is a messenger RNA of Octopus sinensis (East Asian common octopus), 634 nucleotides long. Its product is annotated as splicing factor 3B subunit 2-like. The transcript has 6 exons. The coding region runs from base 203 to 565 and encodes 120 amino acids. The record is from RefSeq and is a predicted model, not a curated record. Gene Ontology annotation, biological process: mRNA splicing, via spliceosome. NCBI's taxonomy places the organism in Eukaryota, Metazoa, Mollusca, Cephalopoda, Octopoda, Octopodidae. Gene Ontology annotation, cellular component: U2-type spliceosomal complex; U12-type spliceosomal complex; U2 snRNP.